AACAUUUACAUACUAGUUUGUACUUUCAGAGGGAUUACCCUGAGAACUGAUCCCGAUUUUCAUAGUACUCCCGGCCAUAGAUAGAUAGCGUUAAGCGAAGGCUAGGCAGGCAUUAGGCGAGAAACAUAACUAGUAGAAAGAAAAGCAGCAGCAAUUGAAACUGGAAUUGAAAUGGAGGACAAGUUAUCCAUCGUGGCAAAGAGUUUUGCACCGUCACCAAUUCAGGAACUGUCCCAUCUCGCCCAGAGGUGCAACGCCAUCAACCUCGCCGAAGGCUUCCCAGACUUCCCUGCACCUUCCCAUAUCAAACACGCUGCCAUCUCUGCCAUUCAUUCCGACUUCAAUCAGUACAGGCAUGUGCAAGGAAUAUGUGACCACCUGGCACACAUAAUGAAGCAGAUGCAUGGAUUGGAUGUCAACCCUCUUACUGAUAUAGCUAUUUGCUGCGGCCAAUCUGAGGCCUUUGCAGCGGCUGCCUUUGCAAUAAUAGACAAGGGCGAUGAAGUUAUUCUGUUUGACCCUUGCUAUGAAACAUAUGAAGGAUGUAUUAAGAUGGCUGGAGGAGUCUCAGUGUAUGUGCCUCUUGACCCACCCCACUGGACCUUGGACCCUAAAAGAUUCAUCAACGCUUUUAAUGAGAGAACAAAAGCUCUCGUACUCAACAGUCCUCACAAUCCAACCGGCAAAGUUUUCACUAAAGAUGAACUUGAGAUUAUUGCUGAAGAAUGUCGCGCAAGGAAUUGCCUAGCUAUAACAGAUGAAGUAUAUGAGCAUAUAACCUUCAACAAUGCAAAGCAUAUAUCCCUUGCCUCACUUCCAGGGAUGAAGGAGCGGACUAUUAUUACGUCUUCCUUAUCUAAAACGUUCAGUGUAACAGGUUGGAGGGUUGGAUGGGCAAUAGCUCCAGCUUUCAUUGCCUCUGCAAUCAGAAACAUUCACGCUAAACUUACAGAUUCUGCUCCAGCACCUUUCCAAGAAGCUGCCUUAAUUGCGUUGGGAAGCCCCCCCGAAUACUUUGAAUCCUUGAGAAGUGAUUAUGAAUCAAGGCGAGACUACAUUGUCAAUUUGCUUGCCAGGAUCGGGUUUAAGAUUCAAUUCAAGCCUCAGGGUGCACUCUUUUUAUUUGCUGAACUACCUGAAAAUUGCCAACUUUCUGAUGUAGAUUAUGUGAAAAUGUUAAUACAGCAAGCGGGGAUAGUGGCUGUGCCAGGAUGUGGAUUUUUUCAUGCAGAUUUAUCGCUGGAGAAAUUAUCUCAGGAAGGUUACUGCUAUCGGGAGAGAUAUAUUAGGUUUGCAUUCUGUAAAAGUGAUCAGACUUUGGCUUCUGCUGCCAAAAAACUUGGACAGCUUUUGGAUGCUGCAGGGUGUCUCAAUCUAAGAUAACUUGGCAGGAAGAUUAACUCAUGUUUUUGUACUUUAAGUUGAGAUUAUAUCGGAAGAUAGAACUUCAUGAGAAUAACGUACUCAUAUUAGAUUGAAUAAACGCACGAACUGUGCUUCCAAUUUCA
Pyrus x bretschneideri (Chinese white pear) is the source of this 1508-nucleotide messenger RNA. Its product is annotated as kynurenine--oxoglutarate transaminase. The record is from RefSeq and is a predicted model, not a curated record. Bases 172 to 1383 code for a protein of 403 amino acids. Gene Ontology annotation, biological process: biosynthetic process. Gene Ontology annotation, molecular function: pyridoxal phosphate binding; L-kynurenine:2-oxoglutarate transaminase activity. Gene Ontology annotation, cellular component: cytoplasm. NCBI's taxonomy places the organism in Eukaryota, Viridiplantae, Streptophyta, Magnoliopsida, Rosales, Rosaceae. The transcript is spliced from 9 exons.